This is a messenger RNA of Aspergillus homomorphus CBS 101889, 1353 nucleotides long. RefSeq lists its product as uncharacterized. The record is from RefSeq and is a predicted model, not a curated record. The transcript has 2 exons. The coding region runs from base 1 to 1353 and encodes 450 amino acids. Lineage: Eukaryota; Fungi; Ascomycota; Eurotiomycetes; Eurotiales; Aspergillaceae.
AUGAUGCGAUCAAAGGACCCUCGAGUCCGCCAAAGGAUAAACCAACUCUCCCACAACCUUGAAUCCGCCAACGAGACAGCCCAGGAGGGCCUCUACACCUUCUCUCACAACUAUAUUCUACCGUGUUUCACGGCGCUCGGGAACUGCGUCUACUCCUGCACUGCACCCUGUCUUCCGAGCCGGGAGGACCAGCUGCGCCGUCGCCGCCGCGGUCGCGCAGAAGCUAACUUUGACUUUUACGACGAUUGGGACAAUGAAGACUCGAACGCCGGACUGCUUGGAUGGGGCACCGACGAGCUGGACCGCCUGCUGGCGGGCAGUGGUUUGGCUCGCGGUGGCGGCGCCGCCGAGCAGCCUCGCCGCCAGCGACGAAUGAGCUACGGCGCCCGGCGUGCCCGCCGGAAGAGCACAGCUCUGGUUCAGGACGAACGGAAUGAUCCGACGGUCAUCCCCAGCUCUUCGUUCCUGGGCUUCUUGGAGCGAUUCCCCUGGCGCUUCGGCGCACGAGGACUGAAAUACCGUCCUUCGGCAGCCGAUUUACAGGAACAUCCGGCAGGGCUGCACCGGCAUGUCUACGAGGACGAGCCGCUCAUGGAAGCAGCCGAGGACUACGAACCUCAGCCAUCCAGGGGUAAGGGUCGAUAUCGCAGUUCGACGCAGUCGUCGCGGGAAACCACCAACUCGUUGAGCUCGCGCGGGGAUCUGAUUCCCAGCGACGAAGAAGAGGAUGCCGUGCCCUUAGAUGAUGAGUUCGCUAUGGCUCUGACGAGCCGUCGAGGUACCGGCUUGGACUCGAUUGAUUUGAUUGGAGAUAAACCGGCGAGUAUGCGGUCGGCGUCGGGUACGUUUAGUCCCGGAACCACCGGAUCCUCAAAGGCAUCGAGGAAGAAGCAGAUGAAGAAGAGGAGCAGUCGGCUUCGUUCUCCGCAAGGGUCGUACGUAGAGAUUACCCGCGACGCUAGUACGCCUUCAUUGGCCGAUCUCAAGAAGGAGGAGGAGCAGGCGGAAUAUGAAGAAGAAUCAGAAAUUGCACAGAAACGGCGGGCUGCACAGCGGCUGGCUUCCAAUCGUGGUCUUGACCAUCAGCUUUCUCCACCCGCGAAUCAUGGCACGUCAUCACAUGCUGCCCACGAAGAUGUUCACAAGUCAUCACCUGAUUCGGCAGUAGAAGACCCUUCUGUACAGAAUCUCAACGGUCGGUCUGAACCAUGGCCAAUGUCACAAACAUCCGAGGGUAAUUCGCAGACGGAGCCAUUCCCCCCGUUCCCUACGACGUCCGAUCCCCACGAUACAAUGCUUGCAUCGCCGCAUAGCGACUCUCAAGGCCAGGAUCACGAUCAGAACUCAACUUAA